AUAAAAUAUGAAAAGGCAGCUCACAAAUGGGCCUGCUCGUCAGAUGGGGGCUGGUGUGGCAUGACAUCACUACCCAGCUGUUCUCAUUCAGGCUCUGUGUGUGUGAGAGAGAGAGACAGAAGAGGGAGGAGGCCAGUAGAAAUGAUCUGCCGAGAGUGAUUCUUAGUCACCGGGCCCUGUUUUCUCCCAACAGGAAGAAACAAUGAGGACUGCCUGACACCAAAGCCUCACUGCAGUAAGUAUGAACUGACCCUACCAACUGUAGCAUCUCUUCUACCCUGCUUACCAUGGCAAGGCGAGAGUCCAGCAGCAGUCCUGUGGUCCGGCAGAUAGACAAACAGUUCCUUGUAUGCAGUAUCUGCCUUGACCAUUACCACAACCCUAAAGUUCUGCCUUGCCUACACACAUUCUGUGAAAGGUGUCUUCAGAAUUACAUUCCUCCGCAGUCUCUGACAUUGUCAUGCCCUGUGUGCAGACAAACCUCUAUCCUCCCAGAGAAAGGUGUGGCUGCUCUACAGAAUAAUUUCUUCAUUACCAACCUAAUGGAGGUGCUGCAGCGUGAACCAGAAUGCUCUUGUCCGGAGUCCUGUAGCGUUCUUGGAUCAGUGAGUGCAGCAGUGGCAGCAAAACCUCUGUGUUGCCCUAACCAUGACGGCAAGGUAAUGGAGUUUUACUGCGAGUCUUGUGAAACAGCCAUGUGCCUGGAGUGCACAGAGGGGGAACAUCGAGAACAUAUGACCGUGCCAUUGAGAGAUGUUGUAGAGCAGCAUAAGGCAGCACUGAAGAACCAGCUUGAUGCCAUCUGUAGCAGAUUGCCUCAGCUGACCGCUGCCAUAGAACUUGUGAACAAGAUAUCCAAACAGUUGGCAGAACGAAAGAAUGAAGCAGUUAUGGAAAUCAACAGUACCUUUGAAGAGUUGGAACGAGUGUUACAUGAUCGCAAGAACACCCUCAUAAACGAUCUAGAGAACAUCUUCAGUGCCAAACAGAAGGUUUUGCAUACCCAAUUGACAUCUCUCCUGCAAGGCCAAGAAAAUAUCCAAAGCAGCUGCCGCUUUACAGAGCAAGCCCUUAGCCAUGGCAGUGCUACUGAAGUACUGCUUGUGCGCAAACAGAUGAGUGAGAGGGUCAAUGCUCUGGCCCGGCAGGACUUCCCUGAAAGACCACAUGAGAAUGACCACCUUGACUGCCUCCUGGAGACAGAGGGACUUCGACGAUCCAUUCAAAACCUUGGUGUGCUUCUGACCACCAGCUCUGUAGGCCACACUAGUGUGGCAACAGGAGAUGGACUGAGACAUGCCCUUGUAGGACAUCAGACAACCGUCACAAUCACGACAAAGGAUAAAGAUGGCGAACUGGUUAAAAUGGGCAAUGCCAUUAUCCGUGCUGAAAUUACAGGACCUAAUGGUUUCUAUACUGAAGCAGAAGUGGUGGACAACAAGAACGGCACCUAUGAAAUUGUCUAUACACUUAAAUCAGAGGGUGAGUUCACCCUUUCAUUGCUGCUCUAUGAUCAGCCCGUACGUGGCAGUCCUUUUCGCUUACGCUGCGUGAAAGCGUCUGAAGUACCACAGUCUCCAGAUGACGUUAAACGGCGUGUCAAGUCACCCAGUGGUGGUGGUCAUGUUCGUCAGAAAGCUGUCCGAAGGCCCUCCAGCAUGUACAGUUCAGGAAAGAAAAAAGAAAAUCCUAUUGAGGAUGAAAUGAUCUAUAGAGUGGGGACAAGAGGUCGUGAAAAAGGGGAAUUCACAAACCUACAGGGAAUCUCUGCUUCUGGAAAUGGAAGGAUAGUCGUAGCAGACAGCAACAACCAGUGCAUCCAGGUCUUUUCAAAUGAUGGACAAUUCAAACUGCGCUUUGGGGUGAGGGGACGUUCUCCUGGUCAGCUGCAGCGCCCCACUGGAAUUACUGUUGACAUGAAUGGAGACAUUAUAGUAGCAGACUAUGACAACAAAUGGGUCAGCAUCUUUACCUCUGAUGGAAAGUUUAAGAAUAAAAUUGGAGCUGGUCGGCUAAUGGGACCCAAAGGUGUAGCCGUUGAUCGUAAUGGUCACAUCAUUGCUGUGGAUAACAAGGCUUGCUGUGUUUUCAUUUUCCAAUCCAAUGGGAAGCUUGUCACAAAAUUUGGAGCAAGAGGAACAUCAGACAGGCAGUUUGCAGGUCCUCACUUUGUGGCAGUGAAUAACAAAAAUGAAAUUGUGGUGACAGAUUUUCACAAUCAUUCAGUUAAGGUAUACAGUGCAGAUGGAGAGUUCUUGUUUAAAUUUGGGUCUCACGGUGAAGGAAACGGGCAGUUUAAUGCUCCAACUGGAGUUGCUGUUGACGCAAAUGGCAACAUAAUUGUAGCAGACUGGGGAAACAGCCGGAUACAGGUAACCAAACAGAACUGUAUCGUCUCUAUAGGUGAAGCUUCAAUCUAAAGUAGACCACUUACU
Molecule: messenger RNA, 2435 nt
Organism: Polypterus senegalus (gray bichir)
Lineage: Eukaryota; Metazoa; Chordata; Cladistia; Polypteriformes; Polypteridae
Product: tripartite motif-containing protein 3-like
Exons: 11
Coding region: 288-2420 (710 amino acids)
Biological process (GO): proteasome-mediated ubiquitin-dependent protein catabolic process; protein polyubiquitination; negative regulation of translation
Molecular function (GO): protein binding; zinc ion binding; translation repressor activity
Source: RefSeq, a predicted model, not a curated record